Messenger RNA from Trachymyrmex septentrionalis, 10579 nucleotides. RefSeq names its product dmX-like protein 2 (gene Rbcn-3A). NCBI's taxonomy places the organism in Eukaryota, Metazoa, Arthropoda, Insecta, Hymenoptera, Formicidae. Gene Ontology annotation, molecular function: protein binding. Gene Ontology annotation, biological process: vacuolar acidification. Bases 389 to 10579 code for a protein of 3396 amino acids. The transcript is spliced from 32 exons. Gene Ontology annotation, cellular component: RAVE complex. The record is from RefSeq and is a predicted model, not a curated record.
GUCAGCCAUCCGUACAUUCCGUACAGCCGUAGACCGGAGUCACCAGGGCCAGGCGGCAGGGCCAGGGAGACCGGAGACGACUGACGAUUGACGAUUGACGAUUAACGAGACAAUCAGUGACGAUGUCGCUCGUGUGGACGUCCAUUUAAAGAUGGCCGCGUCAUCGUGGCCGCCCGAUCGUCGUGUCGCGUCGAUCUUAGGCGCGUGACGCGUUCUUCGGGGGUUCGCGAGACCUUAGACCGACAAGGCCGGACCGUGGGUCGCCCAGACGUCGACGUCGACGGUAUAUCCGGACACAGAUUCGACACAGUCGCGGACGAAACGGCGGAUCGCACCGCCGGACGAUGAUCUAACGUCUCGCGUGUGUGUGCGACGCGUGUGAUAUAUCAUGAAUUGUCAUCAGAUACUUAGCGGCGCCUGCAAUGCGGGCGAUCGCUGCUACGCGGUCGGUUCCGUCGAGGGAAUAUCCUUCACCGCGUAUGCAGCUGGUUGUAAUAUUGUGAUUUUGGCCAAUAAUUUUGAACGAGUUCAAAUAAUUCCUGGAGCAGUGCAUAAUUACAUCAGGAUUAGCUGUCUGGACUGUAGUACAGACACAGGAAAAAUAGCUGCAGCCUAUGAAAAUCAAGUCUGCAUUUUUGAGCCGACGCCGCUCAUACACAGCACCUGUUCACAUCAAUUAGAAUACAGAUGGGUUCAAACAGGAAGUCUGCAAACAGAAUCGAAUAUUACUUCUUUGUCAUGGAAUUUAGAAGGAACAAGAUUGUUAACAGGUGGCGAACUGUUACAAUUGUGGCACCAAAAUAUCACUCCAUUUCAAGAAGAGCACACGACAUUACCUACAACUACAAAGCUGAAAAUGUUACAAACAGAAGAAGUCAGCACUACUGGAAACAAUCAUAACGUUACAGCAAACAUUUCUCAGGAUUUCAUUUCUCCUGGUACAGUAACAUUCUCAAUUGGAGGGGAAGCUGAAAGUCCUGGGCCUGGAGACACAUCUAUUGCAAAUGAUCCAGGCGGUUGGAACUGUGUAUGGAAAUGUCGUACGGCUACACCAGUCCAUCUUAUGAGUUUUAGCCCCGAUGGCACUUUGUUUGCAACAACAGGAAUGAACGAUAGAUUAGUCAAAAUAUGGUUUGAAAAUAAACAAUUAUUUCCAGCAAAAAGCAUAGAUCAUACAAGUUUUUCUCAGUCCGUGGGUAGUGACAAUUUUAGUUUUGUUUAUGUUGCACAUCCACGUGCUGUAACGCACCUUUCUUGGCGCAAAACAAGUAAAUACAUGCCAAAAGGCUCUGUGUCCAAUAUGUUGGUCACUUCAUGUCGCGAUAAUAUUUGUCGAGUGUGGGCAGAAACGAUACCGCCUGAAAUCGAAGGUUUAGCUAACAUGAGUCAGUUUGAAGGCUCCGAUAGGCAUGGUCAUCAUGGCAAGCAUCGUCAUCAUAAUAUGCACAAACAUCGAUUUAUGCAGCGGCUCAAACAUAUGAAAACAUGUUUUCAUAUUCGACGACAUGCUAAACAACAACAUCAAGCUGGCCAUACAGCACCGACUUUACCAACGCUUCCAUCUACAUAUUCUGUACACGAUUUUCAUAAUAAUUAUCAAACUUCUGGUCAUUACCCAGGAAUGCAUUUCCACUUGGCAGCCAGUAUUAAUGCAGAAACUGAUAUACCGCUAGUACCAAGCCUAAUUACUGGAGACCCCGAAAGAGAACCGAAUUUUAUUUUACACUGGCUAAAUAAUAAGGAAAUGCAUUUUACCAUGCAAGCCGAAAACAUACUGCAAGAAUUAACUCGUAAAGUAGUGGAGAAAGAAGAAGGUUUGCAACAUCAAGAUGCUGAACAUGUGGAACAUGAUUCUGAGGAUGAAUGUACACCAAAAAAAGGUGUUCGGCUGCAAACAGCUCAGAAACCAAUCGUUGGUGGCCGGUCAAUGAGUCAAGAAGAUCACAGUAGUGAUGAACAUCAUACUGCACAUACUACCUCAUCUCAUCACAGUUUAGCACAUAGUGUGCACUCUCAUCCCAGUCUUAGCAAUACAACCUCCAUUAACUCUAUAGCGACGGAUGCAACAUCCACAAUGAAUCACGCACCAGAUUCAUUGGACACAAAGAUAGAAACGUUGCUACGUGAUUGGCAUCACAAUCCAGAUUUGCUGUUCUCGAUACAUCCGAUAGACGGAAGUUUCUUAAUUUGGCAUAUUGAAUGGUUAGAUGAAUAUCACCCCGGAUCUUUUCGACAAGCCCAAAUUUCAUUUUCUACUCGUAUUCCGAACGCAUUUCCGCUCGGCGACGCAUCGACAAUGAGUCAUAAUGUAUCGAUGUACUCUCACAAUACUGGUGGACCUUUAUUGAAUAUUCGUGAAGUUGCAAAAUCUUCGACAAAAACAAAUGAUCCCAAUGAAGUCGCGAAUCCCUUACCUAGUCUAAUAGAGCAAGACGAAGAGCAAUCUACUUUGACUUCUAAAACAGGUCAGGAACUAUUGAAAAAUAUAGAAAAUACAAAUGAUCAAAAUCAAACGAAAACUGAAAGUAAUGCAUUAGAAAGUAAUAAGAAUGGACAAGAUGCGGAUCUAUUGGCUCAUCCUAGUCCGAUUGUUUCUAUGGUGUCAAAGCACUCGAAUGGUACUUUAAAUUUAUGGCAGUUAACGUUUGCGGAUAAAACGAAAUUUUCACAAGUGUUGAGCAUAGGACAUGCAUGCAGAGCUUCCGGGCACCGCUUCCGUGUAAACGACAUCACUUGCCAUCCUGUCUUACCUCUACUUGUAACAACUUCCCAUCAUAAUAUACCCGAAUUUUCUGGUACUCAAUCAACGGAAUCCAAUGAAAAUCUCGACAGCAAGCACGACUCUUGUAAGGAUAAGGAUAUUAUGUCACCCACUGGAUUUUGCAGCGAAUUGAUAUUAUGGCGCGUAGAUGCUGUGGGGCCUUUAUCUAAAAGCGGUGGAGUUUCUGAAUUGGCACGUAUCAAUUCGCCCGAGAUAUCGGCGUUUAGUAACGUAGCCUGGAUCCCGACAUUAUUACCAAGUACAACAUUAGGCAAUUUAUCCAAUUCUCCCAGUGCCUGCUUCGUAGCUAGCGAUGGAGAGUGUUUAAGGGUUUAUCAAGCUGUUAUUGAUGCUAGAACGUUACUUGCUGAGGUAUCGAUCAGUGAGAGAAGAAGCAGGAUGAUGGAUUCCAUGGCUAGUCUUUCGACGGAUAUGUCAUCGGAUGAUGGCGUUAGGCACUCCAUUCAUGAUAGGAUAAAAAUAGUAUCUCAGCAGUCAACCGCGAGACCAGGAUGCGUCAUACAGCUCGACGCUAUUGCCGAUGCUACUCAUGAUUGGCAAAACACGCAGUUCCUUCAUGUCUUUCAAGAGCAAUUGAUCACGGGCGAAAGAAACGAUGAGAAGCAACCCGGUAUCGACACAUCGGUCAAUGAUUUAGGACUCAUGGAGUCUACGUUGGACGCUAUGGUGGAUCUGCAACAAUCGGCAAUCUUCGAAGAGCCAUUCUACAUAGUGGUCCUUGAGCGUACGCAGCAGGGCACUACCGUGCACAUGUGGCGAUUGGUCAUAGCGUCGCAACCGGAAACUACUGGUUUGUCAGGCUCGAUGAUGUAUGUGCCAGAUUCUCAUUUAGUUCAAGACGAGGAUGAUGAGGGAACACCCGGUAGAUUGAGUCACGCGGAAGGCAGACGAUCUCGCAGAGCCAGUCAAACCGGUGGCCGAAGUCGUCGCGAUAGUCAAGCUGACCUGGACUCAACGUUCCUUCCUCGUCGCCAUCAAAACAGUCACGUUCUUAUCACCACCACGAAAGUCUGUACGCAAGAAUUGCCAUUACCUGACGGUGUGGAGGUGAUUCACGCUGCUCCCGCCGCGGGACAUUUGAGUAGUUCCUCGAUAUAUCCUGCUUGCUUUGCACCAUACAUCAUUGUCACGGCUUGUAGCGACAGUACUGUGCGUUUUUGGAAAUGUAAGGUAACGAAGAAGCCGGAUGACAAAUUGGACUACGAAUGGUGCGAAUGGGAGAUGACCAGGAAAGAUCAGGAAUCUACUAUUGAUAUUACUGGUCAACCGUUGAAUAUAAGCGCUGCUUAUAGCGGGCGUAUUGCUUGCGCUUAUAAGUAUGGAAAAUCGUUUACGCGUCCAACGAAAAACGAUCCGGACUCACGUUACGUGAAUCUUUGCGUCGCUAUAUACGAAUGCGAAAGCACAGGUGGCAGCGAAUGGAUAUUAGAAGAUACAAUUCAUCUGAAGAAUAUUCAUCUGCCACGAAUACCGGUGGAUCAGCAUUUGGAUCUUAGUUACUUGUAUGAUAGUAGAUUCUUGCAGAAGAAACAACGACUCACUCAGGUAUUACAGACUCUCAGUCAUGAGGAUAUAAGGUCUUCGAGAAAUGGAGAAAACGGUGAUUCCACGAAAGCUGGUCUGCUGGCGGUUCCAUCGUUCAGUACCUUGCAAUCUUUGCGGAAAUCGAUCAUAGAGAACGGUAACACGUGUCCGCUCACGCAGAAGCAUUUAGUGCAGCUCGACUGGGUAUCCAAAGAGGACGGCUCGCAUAUUCUAACUGUAGGCGUUGGUUCCAAAAUUAUGCUCUUCACUCCGGUAUGCUCGGAUCUGGCGCAGGCUAACAUGAAAGCAAUGAAGGAAUCUCAAAGCAACAAUAGACCGAUACUGAGAAAGACCUCGUCGUUAGCUCAGCCGCAAUUCGUUGACGAGAUCCGAUGGAUGAAGCUGCGCAAGAUCGAGCUGACGACGGCAGAUGGCUUGCCGCCACUGCCCAUGCAAAUAUCCUGGGUGCGCGAUGGCAUUCUGGUCGUUGGCAUGGAUUCCGAAAUGCACGUGUACUCGCAAUGGAAGCCGAAUCCGAAGAAUGACUGCUUCCAUUCGAAUCUGCAGCAUCAGGAGUCCGACGAGUUCCAAGCAAGUCGAAACUUACGCGAUGAGGAUCUACGCACGUUAGCACACGAGACAUCUCAGAGGCGGCUGGCAAACGUGUCUUCUAUGCCACAUUUGUCGCGUGUUAGCAGCAUCAAUUUAACAAUGCUGGACGCCAAGAAAAAGCGCGGUAUACAGAACGAGAAUUUGAGUUUCGACUAUAUGCCAGAUUACGGGCUGUUCGAAGCAUCGAGGAUAGCUUGUCCAGUUUUGCCACAGUAUCAUCCUAAACAGUUGAUGGAACUAUUGAAUUCGGGUAAGAUCAGAUGGGUGAAAGCUAUACUGGCGCAUCUUGUCCGAUGUAUAGGUAGUUCCUGCUCUUUGCGAGCCGACGAUGAGAAUCUGGUGAAACAACGUAGUGGCUGGUCGCGAUCGAGAACAAUGUCAGUAAGUUAUAUGGGCACAACAUCGCCGCUGGAACCGAGAGGUUCGACUACACAGAUACCGGAGGAAUUGACGCUGGAUUAUGCAGAGAUUACAUCCAUCUCUCCACUCCCGUUGUGGACUCUAUUGGUGGCCGACAAAGAAACGAAUCUACCGCAUCAACAAAGCGAGGAUAAGCAUGAUUACAACGAGCUAUUCGACAGCAAUUUGGACGAAGGAGAAUCAUUGGACGAUAUGUUGGAUGAGGAUUACGAAUGUUCGCGGCAAAAGGACAGACGGUCUUCGGUGCCGGAGAGACAAGGAAUCUCUCACUUUGGUCCCAGGCAAGGCAGACUGUUAUCACGUCUCUUGACUCACACUCAUCUUCCGGGCCUGUCCAGUCUCGACCAAAUGCAUCUGCUUGCGUUGGCGGAUACCGUGUCGACGUGUAAUGUCGAUUUCGCAGAAAGAUUCGCAAACGAUGCGGCAAAAAAUGCGAUCGCCAAGGAAAAUCUAACAGGCAUUCCGGACGGCGAAACUGUAUCCACCGAUUCGCUGGACGACUGUGGCCUCAGAUUCCUCUUGGCAAUGAAACAUUACAAUUAUCUGAUACGCUGCUUACCAUUGGUACAAAGAGCGCAAUUCCAGAAACAGGGUAUCGCGUCGAAUAAUCUCGUGUGGGCGUUUCAUUCUGAAUCUGAGGAAGAAUUACUGGGAUUAAUUCCAUCUUAUGCCAAAGGUCAACCAAAAUGGUCUGUAUUGAAGGAGCUCGGUGUAGGUUGGUGGAUUAGAAGUAAUACGGUGUUGAAGAAAUGUGUGGAGAAAAUAGCGAAAGCCGCUUUCCAAUAUAAACAAGAUCCUUUGGAUGCAGCUGUCUAUUAUUUAGCGAUGAAAAAGAAGAAUUUAGUGUGGGGUCUGUUUAGAAAUAAACGAGACGAACGAAUGACCACCUUCUUCUCAAAUAAUUUCGCUGAGAAUCGAUGGAGGAAGGCGGCUCUGAAGAACGCUUUCGCUCUGCUUGGAAAGCAACGAUUUGAACACGCGGCCGCAUUCUUUUUACUUGCCGGAGCGUUAAAAGAUGCUAUCGACGUGUGCUUAGAUAAACUGAACGACAUCCAACUCGCGAUGGUGAUAGCUAGACUUUACGAAAAUGAUACAUCGUCUCCUAAUAUGAGAAGAUUAUUAUAUGAAGAAAUCCUAGGUUGCGAUAAAGACGGGCAAAAUCAAGAUAUGAGCAGAGUGCAUCCUGAUCCUUUCUUGCGUAGCAUGGCUCUAUGGAUCUUGAAAGAUUAUUCUGGCUCUCUCAAUACUUUACUCUUGACCAAUGUCGGUCAUAUGCAUCCACAAUAUAAUGAUGAAUCUGAUAAACCAGAAGGAACAACAGCAAAUCCAAACGUUUUCAACUUUUAUGUUUAUCUUCGUACGCAUCCAUUAUUAAUCAGACAAUAUAUCGCGUCCACCGCGCAAGAUAAGAAGAAAGGACAUUCUGUAGUAAUUUCGGGAUUCAGUUAUGGCACAGAAACAAAGAGUCAGCCAGAUAAACAAUUAUUGUUAGAAGAUAGUAUUACACCAUUGGAAAGGCAACUGUAUUUCACAACAGCACAUGCACACUUUAAGGCUGGCUGUCCAGCCCUUGCCCUCGAAGUUUUAUCUAAAUUACCUAAUAAAGUUAUGGAAACAAAUGGUGAAGAUUCUCCAAGUUUACUAAACAGUCCAAGUAAGGCUAGAGCUCAAGAUUCUCAAAUAGAUACCGGUAUUAUUAAUUGGGAAAAUAAGUCGAAUCCAAUAAAUAAUAAAGAAACAGCUGGUGAUGAUACGGAUUGGGGUACAUCAUCAUUUGAGUGGUCUCAGAGUAGCAAGCGCAUGGAAGAAGAUAAAUUAGAAUUAAAUUGGGAUGAUGAUGAGACGGGUGAAGACGCCGAUAGUCCUCCUAUGAGUAUGAAACUCGAUAAAAAAGAGCAGGAUAAUGUGCAUAAGUUAGAAAAUGAUAACAAAGACGUGGUAAAAUCAGCUGGACCAUUGGAUAUUAUGGCACAACAGCUAAAAUUCGUGGCUUGCUUGAAAAUCUUAAUGGAAGAACUGUCUACAUUAGCGACAGGUUUUGAAGUGGACGGAGGUCAGCUACGAUAUCAACUCUACGUGUGGUUGGAACGAGAAGUAGAUGCAUUGAGACAACUUUGCAGCUACAGUACUAACGUAGAUGGAGAUGUGAACAACGCAGCAGAAUAUGAAGGAGGUAUGGUUGACGAUGUACCACCAUAUAAACCUGGUGAACAACCAACAUUACAUCAAAUACUAGUAGCAGAGAAAUUGGAUUUUGAAGCUAAAGUACAGAGAGCUGCAAAGAGGAAGAAAUGGCUGAAAGCUAACGAGACAUUGUUGAGGACAUUAUUAUCGUACUGUUCAUUGCAUGGUGCAUCGGGUGGAGGUUUAGCGUCAGUAAGAAUGGAAUUGGUACUCUUACUACAAGAAUUGCAACAAGAAAAGACUCAACAACAAUUGCUCAGUCCUCUUCCGUUUCCUACUACACUACCCUUACUAAGUGCCAGCGUCGCUUGCAACAAGACUGUCGUUGCUGAUCCAGUUCGACAUCUGCAAUCUCUCGCUCAUGAUAUGCUACAAACAUUAGUAGAGCUACGCAAUCCGCCAAUGCCUAACAGAAAUACACAUUAUUGCGAAGUAUUCAUCAUGAGAGAUUUAGCGGUGGCACUUAGCGCCUGUAUUUAUCAGUCGCUUUGCGAUUCAGACACAUUUGUUAUGAAACAUCACCAGCCUGAUAGUUUUCCGGCAGUCGCUGAAGUAGAAACAUCUUCGGGUGGUCAUUUGGUAGCCUCAAAUAGAUACCAUCGACGAUAUUCGACGGAUGAUGGUGUAUGCAUAACUACCUCACCUUCUAAAUGGCCAGGCGUGACAAAUUUGCGUGCAUUAUUAGCUCGGGAGAAAGACGAAGACACACCGAAGCUGAAUAUUCUGCUCUGUGAGGCUUUCGUGGCAACAUAUAUGAGCCUCUUCAUCUACGCUCUCUCAAGUUGCGACAGUCACAUUUUAUAUAGACUAGUAGGACAACACUUCGAUAACAAUACAUGGGCUUCUCUCUUUGGAGGAGGCGUUAAGAAGCUGUUACGUGUCGCGAGCACCACUAAUAGUCAGGGUGGUAAUACGAAUAGUGUCGAACGAACCGAUAGUGUGACGAGCGAAAUCCAAAGUACCGCCAGCGGUAUGUGGAACACUAUGACAUCGUUGACUAAACAACGCGUCAAACUGAAUAUGAAGCUAUUAGGACAGUUUACGGGUCAACAGCCAAACAUGAAGGAAGAUAAGCCUACGUACAGGGAACAGUUUGUUUCACCGCAAAUGAGUAUGAUCUCCUAUUUUCUUAUGAAGCCACGAAUAGAGACUGAAUAUGCAGAUGAAAUUGAUUAUGAUUCUUCCGAUUCAGCGGUAUCUGACUUAGAUUCUCCAGACGAUGAGGAAGACGUAUUUGACACGGGUUCGAAGCCAAAGACUAAACCAAAAGAUAAUACAGAGCAUAGUAAUUCCAAUUCGUAUAGUUGGAACGUAAUGAGAUUAGCAAUAGUUAAGAUAUUGCAACAACAAUUACAAGAUUUCUUGACUAUUGCCGGCAUAGAAAUGCAAGAAUUACCUGUAAGUAGUCCGCUAACUCACGGUACACUGGGUAUCGUUGCACAAUGGCAAGAGUCUUUACGCGAAGAAUUGGAACUUAAAGGUCCACCCCCAGCGAAUUAUAUACCCGGCUGUGCGCCGGAUCCUUCUCCUACACCGGGAAAACCGGCUAUUCAUAAAUAUCGAUCAUUAUUAGAGAAAGGAAAUACACCUUUUAAUACGCGAUUGGCAUCCGCAGCACCUACCAAUCGUUUAUGGUGUUAUUUAGUCAGACAGGAAUUGGUUCAGGAUAUUUUCAUCCGUGCAGUAUUUGGGAAACGACGAUCUCUGUCGACGAUACUUGAAAGUAAUCAGUCAGUUGUUGAUAGCGUACAUCGUGGAACUGGAGAAGAUAAGGGUAGUGAUAGUGGCACUACAAGCUUGCCAGAACCAGUCAGGAUAAUCCAUAAAGAACAAGAUAGCAUCAGUGCCUUCUGUCUUAAUCAGGUAAACCCAGGUUUAAUGGCCCUUGCUACACCUCGGGAAGUACAAGAGAUGAACAUUUCUCUGCUCCUAGAACUUCCAUCGUGGUUGGAAGAUGAAUGCGAAUUUGAUAUUAUUAAUUUGAAUAAACAACCUGAUCCAGAGCCUGUACCGCCAACCAGUUUCUUAGUUAUACAGACAGCAGCAGAUCGUCCUUUGUUGGCGCAAAGUCCUCAGCAAAACAGCCCCCAACCCCAUUCAGGUAUAGCCAGUCAAAGUGGACGUGGCGCGAGUGUGAUGAAGGGGAUGCCUGCUUUUCCUGGCUCCCACGACCUGCGUUUCUGUCAAUUUGUUGCCGAUAGGAGCAAACACUUAUUAAAGCCGAUUCUGAAACAUAAAAUCGAUGGAAUCAGGAGAAUCUCUUCCCACCCACUUUUACCAUUAUACUUAACCGGAUCACAAGAUGGUUCUGUAUCGUUAUGGGAGUGGGGACAUCAGACAGCCGUUGCUACUCCGAGAGCACCUGGUACUUUUGCCAAAGUGACUCGCGUACGUUUUUCUCAGCACGGCAACAAAUUUGGCGUGGCUGAUUCCGAUGGUCAUCUGAGUCUGUUCCAAGUGGCCUGCCGAGAAGGAACAGCUCGACCAUUCUUUACUUAUCAGUGCCACACCAAAGUGACCUCGGAUUUCGUCUUCCUUGGCGCAUGUAGUCUUGUAGCCACUGCAGGUCAUGGCUCAGAAGGACGGAACGUAGCGUUAUGGGACACAUUACUUCCGCAAAACAAAUCUCUUGUACAAGGCUUCAUGUGUCACGAUCAGGGAGCUAGUGCGUUAAUUUUGGCACCACAGCAUCAGCUGCUGAUCAGCGGCGGCAAGAAAGGUGACAUUAAUAUAUUUGACGUGCGACAACGGCAACAAAGGCAGAGAUUUCAAGCGCACGAGUCAGCUAUCAAAUGUCUAGCACUCGAUCCGCACGAGGAAUUUUUCGUUAGCGGGGCAGGUGAUGGUGAUAUUAAGAUAUGGGGUUUGACCGUCCAUUCUCUUCUCUAUUCGUUUCCUAGUGAACAUCCACGAUCUAGUUUCUUCAAAAACAUAGGGCAGGGCGUUACCCAGUUACACGUGGAUUCCGCGGGUCGAUUGUUUUCAUGUGGAGCAGAUGGUUCGAUGAAAGUCCGUCAACUGCCAGAACGCGAUUGUGUAAUACAAACGCUUUAUUAG